Penicillium manginii is the source of this 1773-nucleotide messenger RNA. RefSeq names its product fungal specific transcription factor domain-containing protein. The transcript has 4 exons. Gene Ontology annotation, biological process: DNA-templated transcription. Gene Ontology annotation, molecular function: DNA binding; zinc ion binding. The record is from RefSeq and is a predicted model, not a curated record. Bases 1 to 1773 code for a protein of 590 amino acids. NCBI's taxonomy places the organism in Eukaryota, Fungi, Ascomycota, Eurotiomycetes, Eurotiales, Aspergillaceae.
AUGCUGACGCGCACUUCAGGUAUUACUGCUGAACGUGACAUUGGAUCAAGUCAGGACUUUGGAGAUCGUGUGCAAAGUCUUUUCGAGCGACGAUCUCUACAGUCCACCGAAAACCGGCCACCAUCCACCAAGUCUCCACGUGCAGCAUUGUUCCCAGAAAAAAGGCCGCCGAUCAGCCUCCGCAAGGUAUUUGUGAACGAUGAGAACUCUCCGGUGCUUCCUUCGGAAGAGCAAGCAUUCGAAUUGCUCGAGGCGAUCAUGCUUUAUUUUUAUGAGCCCCAGCAUUUAUUUGAUGCACGGGAUGUGUCCGAUCGCAUUUCGGGGCUGUGUGAGAAUGAACAGGAGCAGCUUCAAACGCCAAAUAUAUGGACACUACAGACUUGCCUGGUCUUCGCGGUGGGAAGAUUGUUAAGAGGGGAGUCAGAUGUUGCGGGAAAACCACCGGGCUCGUCAUUCUUCAAUUUCGUUGAACGGAACCUUCCAAGCCCGAGUGAACUACGGAGACAAGGAUUGGCGGGUAUAGAGGUCCUGGUAUUGAUGGUCAUUUACCUGCAAAACAUCGAUCAAAAAGACGAUGCCUCUAUCUAUGUUGGACUUGCAUUUCGACUAGCUAUUAUGCAUGGCCUUCAUCGGAAGCAAACCACGCAGAGACUCCGACGAUCAGAAGCUACGAACGCGAAUCGUCUGUGGUGGACGAUUCAGAUGCUCGAGAAACGACUGAUGAUUGCGACCGGAUCCCCGGUAAUUUUGGAUGACACAUUCAGUGAUGCAUUGCCUCCAAGCGACUCACCGGGGUUUCCAAGCCCUUCUUCAAUGCAGAUAAACAUCCAAAUCGCCCAAAUACAGGGCAGGAUUUACUCAGUGAUCUACAGCAACGAGUCACGCGCAAAGGAAAUAUUUCUUGCAGAUGUCCAGGAAAUCAUUUCUGCCCUAACUCGAUUGGCGCAUCAAAUCUCCCAUACAUCUUCACUCGGAGCUUCCGUUCUUGGUCACCAGUCAUCGAGGAGAGAGCAACGGACCAGCAUAUCGCUUUAUACUGUUCUCUACACUACCAUAAUGCUUACCUUACGGCCAGUCAUGCUUCAUCUCACAAAAUCGAUUCUCAAUGGUGAAACGACCUUCGCGCAAACAACAAAGGACUUCCAACAACUAUCAUGCACGUGCAUAGAGGCAGCCCGGAGAAGCCUCGAGCUUAUGAUAGUUUCACGUAAAGAAGACAUGAUGGCAAAAUUCGGUUUCUUCGAUCUCGACACAAUCUUCUCCGCUGGCUUUAUCAUGCUGCUGGCCGCAAUUAUCGAAUCGGCAAAUAACGAAGACCAACAAAUUCCUCUAUUUAGACCUAGUCCAGGAAUAUCCGAAGCAAUCCAAUUACUAGAUUACCUUGGAAGCUUCAACAAUCAAGCUGCUAUCCAGCGACGAGACCAGAUUCAAAAAUUAUACGACCGCAUUCCGUCGCUCAUGAGUCAAUCACGCUUCUCGGAGGGGCCUACCUCUAAUGAUGGAUCUCUCCAAAUGAGACUAUCUGCACAAACUCUAUCAGGUCCGAUAUACUCGGUGGGAAAUAGCACCGACGAGAGCCAAGUUACCCAAACCUUCGAUUUCAUGGGCAAUGCAGGCAUGGAAGGCUGUACUGUAGGCUCCUUGCCUAUUGAAUUUCCAGAUGAUCCCCAAGCAAUGUAUUCAUUAUAUCAUCCGGAAGAUUUUACUUUAACGGGAGGGGAUAUUGCCGAUUUCGAAGAGCUGCAACGUCAUUUAUUCGGAAAUGAUGGCUAA